This is a messenger RNA of Ilex paraguariensis (yerba mate), 219 nucleotides long. Lineage: Eukaryota; Viridiplantae; Streptophyta; Magnoliopsida; Aquifoliales; Aquifoliaceae. The record is from the annotation of a GenBank genome assembly.
AUCUGCCUUGGGCAGCAGCUAUUCAACAGCUUUUAUAGCCAAUUUCUCAGGCCUAAAUCCGAUCUUUUUAUGCCAGCAUUCCCACACCUUCUCUCCUCUGUUUUCCUGCCAAAACCGACUUCAGUGAGCAGCAUUUUCAGUUCAUUCUUCGAGCAGAAACCGAUCCUCAUUCGAUGCCAUGAUGCACCAACAGACUCAGCUGGUGGCUGCCCCUUGUAG